UGCGAGAGAGAAAACCCUAAUUCCAGCAAGUAAUUUUCGCUGUCGUUUCGUCUUGUUCCUUUACAUCGGAAAGUGUUCACCGUCGAAUUCAAUUAUUACCUCUUUUUCGUUUUUCGUGGUGGCGAUUUCUCUUCUCGUAUUGAAAACCUAACCUUUUGGGAUUCAUCCUUUCCCAGAUAAAUUACUCUUCCGCCACCAUCGCCUUAAAUCUUAAUUUUUUUUUCGAAUUGAAUCCGUUCUGGGCAUUCCAACGUUCUAAUCGUUUUCAGUUGGAUUCAGAGAGCUUCUCGUACUUGUUCUAGAUAAUUAGGCAGAAAAGAUGGAUGAUUGGGAGGCCGAGGACUUUCAACCAAUUCCCGCGAAAGUUGAACUGAAAAGUAACUGGGAUGAUGAGGAUGUUGAUGAGAAUGAUAUCAAAGACUCGUGGGAAGAAGAUGAUGAACCUGCUCCGCCACCUGUAGUAAAGCCUGCUCCUGAGAAGGCUCCAAAGAAAGCAGCAGCGAAAGUUGUUGAAAAGAAGGGUAAAACUGUUGAAGCUCCAAAAGAAUCAUCAAAGGAAGAACCUCUAGAUCCCAUUUCAGAGAAGCUCCGCAUGCAGAGGCUUGUGGAGGAAUCUGAUUACCAGGCAACUGCUGAACUUUUUGGAGCAAAGACUGAAGAGAAGAGCGUCGAUAUGUUUAUUCCCAAGUCUGAAAGCGAUUUCUUGGAAUAUGCUGAGUUGAUUUCUCAUAGACUAAUACCAUAUGAGAAAAGCUUUCACUAUAUUGGCCUACUCAAGGCAGUGAUGAGAUUAUCUCUGGCCAAUAUGAAAGCAGCAGAUGUUAAAGACGUUGCUUCGUCCAUUACAGCAAUAAUGAACGAAAAACUGAAGGCAGAAAAAGAAGCUGCUGGCAAAAAGAAGACAGGUAAGAAGAAACAACUGCAUGUGGAUAAGCCUGAUGAUGAUCUUGUUGCGGGUCCUUAUGACGCAAUGGACGAUGAUGAUUUCAUGUAAAAAAUGGCAUUUUGGAGAUUUGGAGAUUGCACUUGCCUCCUAUAGGAUUGUAACUGAGAAGAGGUUUAAAAAAUCAUCGGCUGUUUGUUUAAUUUAUUUAUUGAAGCAAC
Eutrema salsugineum is the source of this 1104-nucleotide messenger RNA. Its product is annotated as eukaryotic translation initiation factor 3 subunit J-A. The record is from RefSeq and is a predicted model, not a curated record. The coding region runs from base 320 to 994 and encodes 224 amino acids. NCBI's taxonomy places the organism in Eukaryota, Viridiplantae, Streptophyta, Magnoliopsida, Brassicales, Brassicaceae. Gene Ontology annotation, molecular function: translation initiation factor activity. The transcript has 7 exons. Gene Ontology annotation, cellular component: eukaryotic translation initiation factor 3 complex; cytoplasm.